Molecule: messenger RNA, 541 nt
Organism: Labrus bergylta (ballan wrasse)
Lineage: Eukaryota; Metazoa; Chordata; Actinopteri; Labriformes; Labridae
Gene: mrpl55
Product: mitochondrial ribosomal protein L55
Biological process (GO): translation
Cellular component (GO): mitochondrial large ribosomal subunit
Molecular function (GO): structural constituent of ribosome
Source: RefSeq, a predicted model, not a curated record
AGAAGAUCAACCUACCCCACCGUCUUGUUCGACCCCUUGGUGAAGCACUUCAGCUCAUUUGACUGCUGCUGCCAGAAGAUUCAGAAACACUGUUGAUUUACUGACUCUAAUAUGUUUCUAAAGCUUUGUGCUGGACGGAGUUCUUUAUUAUGGACAGUGUCACCACUCCGCCUGCACCCUGCAGCGCUGCUCCAUAGUCAAACUCCUCAUCUGAACUCCAACAGGACCUCAGUGGUGCGCUGUGGUCGUCAGAAAUAUGAGAGAUUAUACCCAGUGAUGCUGGUCCGGCCCGAUGGAUCUACAAUCAAUAUCAGAUACAAUGAACCCAGACGCCUCCUCUUGAUGCCAGUGAACCUGUCCACUGUGUCUGAAGAAGAGCGUCGAGCUCGGCAGAAAAAGAGAGAAGUAAAGAGAACGGUCAAACAGACAGCCGUCGACUAUGAAGAUGACUUCAAAGCUGACAAAUACAGCCACUUCUGGAAGAAGAAAUAAUGUCUAUUUGACAACUGAUUAUUUUUCUGAAUGUAAACCAUAUACGUUC